UAUGCAAGCUCACAUCAGUCCACCUGCCUUUCUUUUGGGAUUUUAAUGUGCAAGGAGCAAAACCGGCAAAAUGGUUUCUCAGGGGAUUCAGAUCAUAGGUAUAUCAAUGGCUGUGAUUGGCUGGUUCAUGGUUAUCAUUGUGUGCGCUUUACCCAUGUGGAAGGUCACUGCUUUCAUCGGAGCCAACAUCAUCACAGCUCAGACCAUCUGGCAGGGCAUGUGGAUGAACUGUGUGGUGCAGAGUACAGGCCAGAUGCAGUGCAAAGUCUAUGAUUCCGUGCUGGCUCUGCCCCAGGACCUGCAGGCCGCUCGUGCCAUGAUCAUCAUCUCCAUCCUGACCGGAAUCUUUGGACUGAUCUUGUCAAUCGCUGGUGGGAAAUGCACUAACUGCAUCGAGGAGGAGAGAUCCAAGGCGAAGGCUUGCAUCCUGGCUGGAGUUUUGUUCAUUGUCUCGGGGUUGCUCUGUCUCAUUCCAGUCUCCUGGUCUGCCAACACCAUCAUCACCAACUUCUACAACCCGUUAAUGAUCGAAGCCCAGAGACUAAGCCUUUUUACCAUGGGGAGGAUUGGCAAGGAAGUGGCAGGUCAGGUCAUCAGCUUCAUAGGCUUAGUUGGGGUGUCGGUGACCUGUGGGAUCCCCAUGUGGAGAGUGACCUCCUACAUUGGAGCCAACAUUGUGACAGGCCAGAUAGUGUGGGACGGUCUUUGGAUGAACUGUGUAAUGCAGAGCACCGGGCAGAUGCAGUGCAAGCUGAAUGAGUCUGUUAUGAAGCUGUCCAGGGAUCUGCAAGCUGCCCGAGCCCUGGUCAUCAUCUCCCUCGUCUUCGGCUUCAUCGGUUUCAUCAUCACCUUCAUUGGAGCUAAGUGCACCGGCUGCCUGAAAAAAGAUUCAUCAAAGGCCAAGGUGGUGAUCAUAGGUGGCUGUCUCUUGAUUGUUUCUGCAGUCCUGGUUCUGAUCCCUGUCUGCUGGUCUGCAACCAUCACCAUCACAGACUUCCAGAACCCCUUGACCAUUGAGACACAGAAGAGGGAAAUUGGAGCCUCCAUCUACAUUGGCUGGGCCUCUGCUGCGAUUCUUCUGAUCGGUGGGAUCAUCCUUACCACAUCCUGCCCUCCUCAAAAACCCAUGUAUGGAUAUCCAGGGUACGCACCGGCCCCAGUGUAUCCCUACGCUGGUCCGGUGGCAAACCCGGCAACGUACGGCCCUGUGUAUGUUCCCCCAUCGAGCCAACCAUACACAGGCACUGGGACAUACAUACCAAGCAAACCAUAUGCAGCACCAAACACAUACCCUGCUGGACAGUACCUCUAAAAAAAAAGGACAGAAGGAGGCUAAAGACUGAGUUAUCUGCCAGGAUGGCAUCAGGAACUUCUUAUGACUUUAGAAAGUACAAUUUCACCAAAAUACACUUUGUAAUUCUAAAGGAUGGUAUGUAUCCCAAUGCAUUGUUGGGAUUUAAAAUGAAUUCACUCAAUCACUGUGACCUAUUUUUUAUGAGUCUUUCAUGAAAUGUUUUCUCUUUUGGAUUGAUUUUGUGCUAAAAAGUAGAAAUCUUUCUAGUUUAGGAAGUGUUAAUACACAAGUGUGUAUAAUUGUAAAAUUCUGGCUGUAGAAUUUGAAUUGCUCUUCAAAUGAAUUAGUGUCGAUGUAUUUCCUUGUCAUACAGACCAGAUUAUGUAAAUAGUGAUGGUUUGUGAUUGAUUUCUGUAAAUGCCCUUUAUUUUUUGAUGUUGUUAUUAUUGUUAUAAGCAUUUUAAUAAAAUGUUUGUAGCACA
Molecule: messenger RNA, 1776 nt
Organism: Chelmon rostratus (copperband butterflyfish)
Lineage: Eukaryota; Metazoa; Chordata; Actinopteri; Chaetodontiformes; Chaetodontidae
Product: claudin-3-like
Exons: 2
Coding region: 71-1312 (413 amino acids)
Biological process (GO): cell adhesion; bicellular tight junction assembly
Cellular component (GO): bicellular tight junction; plasma membrane
Molecular function (GO): structural molecule activity
Source: RefSeq, a predicted model, not a curated record